CCCCCAUUUCUCAUUUUAAUUUGUCUUUGAAGAUGGGAUGUGGUCACGGCUUCAUUUUCUUGGUUUUUUUCUUGAUUUUGAGCACAACCCAACUGAGAUUCAAGGUUGAAGGUAGACCAGAUCCUAAAACUGAUAGCUUUGCCCAGGCAGUGAAUGAAGACAAAGUGGUGUUGAGGGGUCGGAUAGGUUCAAGACCUCCAAGGUGUGAGAGAAGGUGCAGCUCCUGUGACCACUGUGAGGCUAUUCAGGUGCCUACAAAUCCACAAGUCCAUAAUGAGAACAUAAAUUUUACACAUUUCUCGAAUGCUGCAUAUGAAAGAGGAGAGGGGUACUCCAAUUACAAGCCCUUGAGCUGGAAGUGCAAAUGUGGGAACCUCAUCUUCAACCCUUGAUUGUUAAAUAUUCUCCCAUGCAUGUCCCAUUCCCAUUUUUGAAUAUCAUGUAAAUUAAGAAAAUUUUUUUGCUCUCUUUUGUCCCAUUCUCUUGCUUGUGAGAUCAAGAUCAUAUAUAUGAUCUGCAACAUAUAUGAUGUAAUUUCUUGAUUCCUAAUUGUGCACUUCAGAAUUUCUUGGCUUAUAUUUAAGCACUCAUUUCAUACCAAAUCUAGAAAUUAAUCAGUAAAAAGCAGAAAGAUUUUCUUAAAGUAGAGUUUGGUUUUGGCUUAUUUAGUUUUCCCACACUCCAGAAUUGUCCCCAGUUUCAAAAUAAAGGUUGAUGUCCAUC
Rubroshorea leprosula is the source of this 723-nucleotide messenger RNA. The record is from the annotation of a GenBank genome assembly. Lineage: Eukaryota; Viridiplantae; Streptophyta; Magnoliopsida; Malvales; Dipterocarpaceae.